Molecule: messenger RNA, 486 nt
Organism: Closterium sp. Naga37s-1
Lineage: Eukaryota; Viridiplantae; Streptophyta; Zygnematophyceae; Desmidiales; Closteriaceae
Source: the annotation of a GenBank genome assembly
AUGAUGCGGGUUGCGGGUGCACGGUCGCAAACUCGGCUGGUAACACUUCUACAGCGUGGUUACCACAAGAACGUCGUUGACCAUUACAACAAACCUCGUAAUGUUGGAUCGUUCAACAAGAACGACCCGAAUGUCGGCACAGGUCUAGUGGGUGCUCCGGCUUGUGGUGACGUCAUGAAGCUGCAAAUCAAGGUCGACGAAAACGGAAAGAUUGUCGAUUCCUGCUUCAAGACCUUUGGGUGCGGAUCGGCGAUAGCUUCUUCUUCCGUCGCCACGGAAUGGGUGAAGGGGAAGUCAGUGGACGAGGUCAUGACAAUCAAGAACAGUGAUAUCGCCAAGCAUCUCUCCCUACCCCCAGUGAAGCUGCACUGUAGCAUGCUGGCAGAGGAUGCGAUCAAGGCAGCAGUCAAGGAUCUUCAAAACAAGAGAGGGGUAGCUGAUAGUGAGGAUGUAAGUGCUGGUGCUGCUGCUGUGCAAGCAGCUUGA